CAAAGCUACACAGUGGGCUAGUGUGGUUUUGUCCAUCGCAUUGAAUCGAUCUUCGAAUUCUAGCGUUGUAAGUCUUCUUACACUUACUGCUGACCCGACAGAAUACUUUCCGGUUUGGUCCAUUUAGGGAUGACAUGUACAUUGUGGAAACGAACCGCUCUUUAUAAGAGUCCACGAAGACUUACUACAUCUGCUAAAGUAAUGGAUCUGGACAAUAUUCUACAAGAAAUUGGGGAAUUCGGUACCUAUCAAAAGCUCGUGCUUGUUUUUCUAAUAGCACCUGCUUGUCUCUUCCAUGGCUCUCAGAGUGUUACUCAAGUUAUUGUCUCUGUGACUCCAGACUACUGGUGCCGCCUAUCGGAAUCAAAAGGUGAUAAUCUAUCAUCACUUAUUCACUCGACCCGACUUAACCGAUCUAUUUCUGCUUCUUGCUUCACUCUACAAGAUAACAGAAGCAUUUCAGAAAAUUAUACCGAUUUUGUUACAAAUGAGACCUUCAGUGUUCAUCCAAUCAAGUGUGAAAAUGGCUGGGACUAUGACACUACUCAAUAUUCGUCAACAAUAGUAACAGAGUGGGAUCUGGUUUGUGAUGACGACAUACUCCCGACUGUAGGAUUUUCCAUCUUCUUCUUAGGAACCUUCAUUGGAGCAUUUUUAUUUGUGAAUGUGAUCGAUAGAUAUGGAAGGAGAACCACUUGUCUUUUGACUCUUUUUGUCAGACUAAUUGCUGCAAUUACAACAUCAAUGGCUCCAAAUUUUCCAGUUUGGGUAAUAGGUCGUUUUACUAUUGGUCUCUGUGGAACGGUUGCAUACCCUUCACUCUUUGUUCUAGCACAAGAAAUUAUCGGACAGCGUUACUUGGCAACAGCCUCCCUUCUACUCAUUACGUGCUAUACCUCUGGCCACGUUGUAAUCGGUUUGUUGUCUUACGCCAUUAGAGACUGGAGAAUGCUGACUAUAUGCAUGAAUGUUCCUUUUAUUGUGACUUUGAUGCUUCAGUUCUGGUUACUUCCGGAGUCUCCAAGAUACCUUCUAAGCAUUGGAAACAAGACAAAGCUAGUAAGAGUUCUAGGUACAAUUAAAAAAUUCAAUAGAAAAAAUAAAGUCAUCAACCUUGAAAAAUGUAUUGAGUAUAUAUAUAGCACUGUAAACGAAACUGUUUGCAAAGGACUUUCUCUGUAUGUUCCUAGAAUGUGGUUUGAUGCACGCUUUACGUUCGUGAUGUCUGGUAUUGUGGAAUUUCCUGGCCAUUUCCUCAUGUGCUACCUUAUUGAUCGGUGGGGUCGUAAAUGGCCCCAAUUUUUAUCAACCAUAUUCACAGGGAUUGCAUGUUGCUGCAUAGUCAUCUUGUCUGAUGGUCCUGGUAUUUAUGCUCUCGUAUUGUAUCUUUUUGGAAAAUUGUGUGUUAUAUUUGCUAUUCAAGCCAUGUUUCUCUAUGGAGCUGAACUGUUUCCAACUACAGUGCGUGGAAGAGGCCUAGUUUAUCUCAAUUUCUGGGUCAGUUUUCUGUCCAUCUUUGUACCUUAUGUGGACUACCUUGGACAAUGGGCUUUUAAACUGCCACUUUUUAUACUUGGGAUGCUGUCGAUUCUGGGAAGUUUGUCUGUAUUGUUUCUCCCAGAAACUCUUGGUUUACGAAUUCCUCAGACUGUCGAAGAAGGAGAACGUUUUGGAAAAAAUUUAACUUGGAAAGAACUUCUGCUAUGUCCCACCAGCAAUAAUAAAGUAUGCUUAGUAACCAACGAAGAAGAAGAAACUGUAUUGUUAAUUGCUGAGGAUAAUAGCGUGUUAACAGAUGACGCAGAAAAUUUCGAAAAUAUGAGGGAAGAUAUAGAAUUAACAUAAUAAAAUACGUGAGUUUAUUCUUGGAUGUUUCUUUGGCGGCAAUGUUUGGGAAAUGUGACGUAAAGUUUAAGGUUUUACCACGUUAAAAAUUCUAUACAAUUGUAAUCUUC
Molecule: messenger RNA, 1955 nt
Organism: Limulus polyphemus (Atlantic horseshoe crab)
Lineage: Eukaryota; Metazoa; Arthropoda; Merostomata; Xiphosura; Limulidae
Product: carcinine transporter-like
Exons: 10
Coding region: 130-1845 (571 amino acids)
Biological process (GO): transmembrane transport
Molecular function (GO): transmembrane transporter activity
Source: RefSeq, a predicted model, not a curated record